Chroicocephalus ridibundus (black-headed gull) is the source of this 2570-nucleotide messenger RNA. RefSeq names its product arylacetamide deacetylase-like 4. Gene Ontology annotation, molecular function: lipase activity. The transcript is spliced from 4 exons. Bases 1 to 1461 code for a protein of 486 amino acids. NCBI's taxonomy places the organism in Eukaryota, Metazoa, Chordata, Aves, Charadriiformes, Laridae. The record is from RefSeq and is a predicted model, not a curated record.
AUGGGAACAAUUCAAUCUGAGUACUCCAAUGUCAGUAUCCCUCCCGGAGUGAAUCAACCUGGAAAGCUUCGACUUGUCCUUGCUUUCGUGAUUAGCACAUCUGCUAUGCCUCACAGGGGACUGCCACGGCUCCAUCUUCUCCCGGGCCAGCUUUCUGGUGAGGACCAAACUGGAGCGGCCGCUAAAAGCGAGGGUAGAGGCCAGCGGCUCCGGAGCAGGCUGAACCCCGCCAACACGAAGCCCGAGUGCCCCGUCAGGCCUCGCAGCGGCCGGCGGGCAGCAGGCAGAGGGUCUCCCUCACGGCAACCUGCCCGGCGUGGCGUGAGGCGGAGGCCCGCGGUUGCUGCCUGCCCCCGGGGCGGCCGCCCUGCGCUCAGCCGGGCUCUCCUCCCUCUCUCCCAACAGGGGAAGAUUUUGGAAAAGAUGGGGGUGUGCAGCAAGAUCGCCUUCACCCGCUACGUGCGCUCCGGGAGGAGGCUGGGGCCGGACCCGCGGCUCUGGCAGGAGGACGCGCGGUUCGGCCGGGUGCCGGUGAGGCUGUACCGGCCCCGCGCGCCAUCUGCCGGCCUGCGGGCGGGCGCCAUCUUCUUCCACGGCGGCGGCUGGCUGUACUGCAGCAUCGAUUCCCAUGAAAAGAUCUGCCGUUACAUUGCCAGUGAAAGCGACGCGGUGGUUGUGUCUGUUGGGUAUCGUUUAGCUCCUGAACACAAAUACCCUGCUGCGUAUGAAGACUGCCUUCACGCUACCAUACACUUCAUGAACAACAUAGAGCACUAUGGCGUGGAUCCUGCCAAUGUAAUUGUCUGUGGGGACAGUGCUGGGGGCAAUCUAGCAGCUGCUGUUAGCCAGACCCUUGCAGGCAGAUCAGACCUCCCCAAACUACGUGCUCAGAUCUUGAUCUACCCAGGCCUUCAGGCUCUGGACUUCAAUUUGCCAUCCUAUCAGCAGAAUCGGGGAGUCCCUCUCUUAUUCCGAGAGCGUGCCGCUUUCUUUGCUUUGCAGUACCUAAAUGGGGAUGCAUUGCAUAUGCAAGAGGUCUUGGAGGGCUCUCAUGUUCCUCCAGAUAUGAGGCUGAAGUACAGGAAGUGGGUGAGUCCAGAUAACAUCCCCGAAAAAUUUAAGGUCAGAGGCUACAAACCACACAAGCUCUAUGAAUUCAAGGCUGAAGUUUUUGAGAAACUUAAAAAAUUCUUUGAGCCCAACCUGUGUCCGCUGUUGGCUGAAGACGCUAUUGUUCACCAGCUGCCUGAGUCUUUCAUCUUAACGUGCGAGUAUGAUGUGCUAAGGGAUGAUGGCUUGCUUUACAAGAAGAGAUUGGAGGACAAUGGUGUUCGAGUGACCUGGUACCACCUCGAGGAUGGAUUCCAUGGAGUCAUAACCUUAUUUGAUUAUUGCGGUUUCUCAUUUCCAGCUGGGAAAAGGGGAUUGGACAGCGUUGUUAAAUUCAUAAAAGGCCUGUAGAAACAACUUUCUCUCUUUAUGCUUCUGCCACUAAUGUCUCUGUUUAGGUUCCCAAACCUCAGUUAGUACUUGUCAGCAAAAGUGUGAUAUCCUUUGAUAUGUAAAAUACCAAUUUUGAUAUUUGUGAACUUCAAAUACUGUCUGAACACUGGUCUUUGUCCUCGUGAGACUAUUGACAGUUCAGCCUUUACAGUUUUAAUAUUUUCCACAUGCUGUGUUUCAGUCACUUUUCUUUCAAAUCAGUAUCUGAUUGAUGCCUUGUAUUUAAUUACCAGCUGAUUUAUUUCUAUGUAAAUAAUGUCUGUGGAAUGAUUUGGAUCAAAUAAUUCCUGUGAAUUACAGUAAUGAUUUUUGUGGUGUCCAUUUGAUAAGCUCAGAAGCAUGACUUUAUUUAGCUAAAAACCUACAAGUUAGGUACAAAGUGAGCUGAAGGGAAGGGUCAGAGGAACCACAUCUGCAAGAGUGGCAGUUCGAGGCCAGAGUUAACUGGGGACACCUUGCUGGAGGCAAGUAAGGGCUGCCCUGAUUUUGAAAUACCCAUAGCUCUACGAACUCCUACUUAAUUUUGGGGUGUCUCCAUUUUGCCCGCUGAAGCUCAGGGCAAGGGAUACUGGUUGAGAGGGAACACUUAGGUCAGGUUUUAGGCUCAGUGAACUGGGUUCUUGAUCUGUGUAUACUGGAAGGUUUAGCUUAAAGAGAGAGAAAAUAUGAACCAAAAUGUCUUCAUGUUCUUUAAGACAGUAGUUUCCUAGUAUUUUUUUUCAGAAUUUGUGGUGUGAUGCUUCUCCAUGUUUUGAGUUUUCUUUACAGGACAAAGCAGUAUUAUUUCUGUGAUGUGAUGCUUCAUUUUAAACUGCUGAUGAAAGCAAGGAAAACCAGUAGUACGCAUACUCAAAAUAGUAAGACUGAGGAAAUUAAAAUCCUAAGAAAAAAUAAAAUCAAAUCUCAAGGCUGAGGAAAUCAGAAAUUUUUAUAAAAACAAAUGCUGCCUUCCGUUUAGAUGUCACAGAGCAAGGGCAGCCCUUCCUUUAGCCUCCUGCAGGCUGCCCUUAGACAAAAAAUCCCUGAAUUUCAGGGCAAACGACACGCUCCCGGUGACGCGAAGCCGA